This is a messenger RNA of Panicum hallii, 1276 nucleotides long. Its product is annotated as peroxidase 2-like. Gene Ontology annotation, biological process: hydrogen peroxide catabolic process; response to oxidative stress. Lineage: Eukaryota; Viridiplantae; Streptophyta; Magnoliopsida; Poales; Poaceae. The coding region runs from base 1 to 954 and encodes 317 amino acids. The record is from RefSeq and is a predicted model, not a curated record. Gene Ontology annotation, molecular function: peroxidase activity; heme binding. The transcript has 2 exons.
AUGAAGCAGGCAUGCCUGCAGCUGCUCAUGGUGGCCUUCCAGGCCACGCUCAUCACCAUGUCAUCAUCUGCAGGUUUGCAGUAUGAUUUCUACAGCUCGUCGUGCCCAAAUGCCGAGCAGACGGUGAGGAAUGUUGUCAAUGGCAUGAUCGACGCCGACCCGACCAUGCCCGCGGCCUUUCUUCGCUUGCUCUUCCAUGAUUGCUUUGUCAUGGGCUGUGAUGCCUCCAUCCUCCUGGAUCCCACCAAGGCCAACGGUCAGCCGGAGAAGACGGCCAUCCCCCUGCGCGGCUACGAGGCUGUGAACAAGAUCAAGGCGGCCGUGGAGGACGUCUGCCCGGGGAAGGUGUCGUGCGCCGACAUCCUGGCCUUCGCCGCGCGCGACUCGGUCGCCAGGUCGGGCGGCUUCACCUUCCCCAUCCCGUCCGGGCGGCGCGACGGCACCGUGUCCUCGGCGUUCUCCGUCUUCUCGGGCAUCCCCUCGCCGUUCUUCAACGCCCAGCAGCUGAUCGACAGCUUCGCCGCCAAGAACCUGAGCGUGGACGACCUGGUGGCGCUCUCCGGCGCGCACUCCAUCGGCGUGUCGCACUGCUCGGCGUUCGCCAACCGGCUUCGCCCCACGGUGGACCCGUCGCUGGACCCGGCGUACGCGGCGCAGCUGAAUGCGACGUGCCCGGCCGGCGGCGCCGACCGGGCGGUGAACAACAGCCCCGUGGCGCCCGACGCGCUGAGCAACCAGUACUACCGGAACGCGCUGGCCGGGCGGGUGCUGCUCACGUCGGACGCGGCGCUGCUGACCCGGGGCGACACGGCGGCGAGGGUGAACGCGAGCGCGGCCGACGCGACGGCGUGGAUGGUGCGGUUCGCGGCGGCGAUGGUGAGGAUGGCCGGCGUCGAGGUGCUCACGGGGGCGCAGGGGGAGGUCAGGAGGCUCUGCAACGUCACCAACAGCUAAGAUGUCUUCGCACGCGCGUGCAUUUAGGCCGCAUGGCAGGUCUCAAGUCCAACGACGCAUGAACACUUACCUCCUGUAACACUAUGGUUGGAUUUCACACAAUUUUAAAAAUAUUUAUUUAUGUUUCUUCUUUUUGCGAGGACAAAAGGAAAGAAAAAUAGAUAAAUAUUUUAUUAUUUUUCUUCCGUUUGCUUGCCAAAGAGAAGGGUAUCACUGGGAGUGUUGUUUUCUUUGUAAUGCUACAUACCGAUUUUCAUUUGGGUACCACUUACCUGAUGUAAUUGCUGGACUUCACACAAAAAUAUUUCUUAGUUUGCUGGUU